CGCCUUCAAUAUGGCUAGUGUACCGUGGAAGAGUGACGGGAGAAGACGCACGCCCUCAUGCUCCGCUGUCACCACUCGCCCGAACACACACACGCACACAUUCCCUCGACGUGACACCACACACUUCUCUGUGGUGCUUUGGAGUAGGCUGGAGUUAGAAAAAAAGACAUGACCCCCUCGUGGUGUGGAGUGGUGUUGACGGCGAUGGUUCUGGUGUUGACGCGACCCUCGUGGGCAGCUGAAUCGUCUGGUCUCUGUAGUGUCAUUGGUCGACUGUUCAUGGCCGACCCUGGUUUCCAAGCAGAUAACGUGAGAAUGUGCUUCAAGUGCCUUGGUCGGGAUGCUUGUCUGGAACCCAAAUACGCGACGGUCCAAAUAUGCAGCCCCGACGUGCACCGCUGCGUCACCAAACUCACUGUCAGCAAGGUCACAGGAGCCAGCGUCUCGGAGCAGUACUGCGGAAGCCCUGAGGUCCUGGAGGACAGCCUGCAGGUGCUGGAAGACAAAUGUUACUCCAAUGACAUCAGCUGGGACAGUCGUCGUACCCAGACGACUUUCUGCUACUGCUCCUACGACCUCUGUAACGUGUCGUCCCAUCUCCGCGCUCCGUCGUGGUCAUUUCUGGUCGCGUUGGGCGUGUUGGCGAUGCUCUCGACGACCGUGAUUUCUGAGCAUUUCUCGUGACGGAUGCCGACGGUGGAGGGCCGAAAGGGAGGAUGUUCUCGGUCCUCUGGUGUGCCGGUUUGGUAUUAUUCCGGAAUGAGACUUUAUUCUAUAUAUAUGUAUUGUUUGCCAAAGACUGAGGUGAAGGAACGAGGUACUGGUAAAUCGCGUGAAAAGAUAUUUGCUGAGAUUUAACGAGAACACUGCACGUGGUGACCCUUUAACAUGGUGAAACAUCAUCAUGCUGGAAUAUGAAUUAUUGUGUAGCAUUUCCAAGUAGAGGAAUAGAGGAUAUGGUGAACAAAGAGACAAUAUUUGUAUAAAGAAGAGACGGAAAGCCCUAGUCACUCCCAGCGAAGAGUCACCAAGCCAGCCUUCCCAACUUCACCUCAACUUGUCCAUGUCACAAAGUGUUCCAUGAACGCACAACGCUCACGUGGUACAAAGAUACGCCUCUCAUACGGUGCGAACUCAUAACGUGUCUGUCCCCCUUUUACCUGCUUGAAUAAAUUAAAUACCUUUUUCAGGAACUAUUUUUUAAAUGCAAUCAUCGGGUGUAGUGAACCCCUCCUGAUCCCUGUGCAAAUUUUAAAAAAUCGUGUUGCAGAGCGAUUCGCGAUUAAUAGGACAUUCUGUGAUUUUCUGCAUUCCAUUGUGGUGAGAAACUCUGUGAUAACUGGCCAAGCCUUAGCGGAGGCCAGUAGUUAGGAAAGAGAGACCCUGCAUAGGUGAUUUUUUUUCUACUUUUAUAUCCAUACACUAUA
Penaeus monodon (black tiger shrimp) is the source of this 1427-nucleotide messenger RNA. RefSeq lists its product as uncharacterized. NCBI's taxonomy places the organism in Eukaryota, Metazoa, Arthropoda, Malacostraca, Decapoda, Penaeidae. The record is from RefSeq and is a predicted model, not a curated record. The coding region runs from base 169 to 684 and encodes 171 amino acids. The transcript has 4 exons.